AGCAUAACUCUUUUGACGACUUUGGAUGGUCGAGAUCCUCUUACUAAUUUUUUGUAUCGCCUUAUUAAGCAUCUGUCGCAAGUCUAGACCCAACAACUGACAUUUACCUACCUCUUCCCAGUAGAUCAAAGUUCGACACCUUCGUCCGUAAAGCGCCUCAAAAGGAGCCAUCUAGUUAGUUGCCUGAUAAUUAUUGUUAUAGGUAAAUUCUAUCAAAUAUAGAUAAGUAUCCCAACCACCGGCAAAAUCUAGUAUGCACGCACGCAACAUAUCCUUGAUAAUUUGAUUCAGUCUUUUUGUUUGCCCACUUGUAAACCGAAUAUGUUGACUUCUCUGGUAUAAAAUGAGUUGUCUUAGUUAGUCUGUCUACAACAACCCAUAUCACAGUAAAUCCUGGUCGGGUUCUAGGUAAUACUGUAAUAAAAUCCAUGGUCACCUCUUCCCACUUCCACUGGGGCACGUUUAGGGCUUGCGGUAAUCCAGCAGGUUUUUGUUUAGGUGUCUUAACUCGUUAAUAAGUUAAACAGCUAAUCACAUAUUCAGCAACAUCCUCAUCCUAGGCCACCAAAAACAUAUUUUCAAGUCUUGAUACAUUUUAUCACAGUAUAAGGUGACUCAUGAGCUUCAAAUAAAAUCUUCCUUUUGAUCUCUACAUCGUUCGGUAUGCAUGUUCGAUUCUGCCAUUUCAAACUACCAUCAACUGCUACCAAGAAAUCCUUGGCUCUCGUAAACACAUGCACACAAGAUUCUGCUCCCUCUCAAAUAAAUAAAUAUACCUAUUUCUUCUUCUUCUUCUUCCUCCUCACUUGGAGGCAAUGAGCGGAGGAAGAAACAGGCUUCCAUUCACUGCAGCUCAGUGGCAAGAGCUGGAGCUCCAAGCCCUCAUCUUCAAGUACAUGUCCGGCAUCCCUCUCCCACCCCAUCUGCUCUUCACCAUCAACACAACCUCUUUCCACUCUCCUUUCAUUUCCACCCUCUUUCCCCACCAAUAUGCCCACGUUGGAUGGAACUAUUUGCAAAUGGGUUACGGGAGGAAAAUCGACCCUGAGCCUAGAAGGUGCAGAAGAACAGACGGCAAAAAAAGGCGAUGCUCCAAAGUGGCAUUCCCGGCUUCUAAGUACUAUGAGAGACAUAUGCACCGAGGUAAAAACUGUUCAAGAAAGCUCAUGUAGCUUUAAUUCAUUCAAUUCUGCAGGAGCCAUCCUUAGCUCUCACAGCUACACACUAAGUCAUAUGAACCCCUGAUUCAAUAGCUCA
Messenger RNA from Cucurbita moschata (crookneck pumpkin), 1257 nucleotides. RefSeq names its product growth-regulating factor 6-like. Gene Ontology annotation, biological process: developmental process; regulation of DNA-templated transcription; DNA-templated transcription. Gene Ontology annotation, cellular component: nucleus. The record is from RefSeq and is a predicted model, not a curated record. Gene Ontology annotation, molecular function: ATP binding. NCBI's taxonomy places the organism in Eukaryota, Viridiplantae, Streptophyta, Magnoliopsida, Cucurbitales, Cucurbitaceae.